GCAAUUUUGAUGACUUCAACUUAGAAGAUGCAUUGGAUGAUUUCAGCUUGGAACAUGCUCUUCAGCCUGAUGACCCCAAGCCAGGUCCACCUGCAAAUCCCAGAGACACUGAUAACCCCAAGCAAGGUCCACCUGCACAUCCUAAAGACAGUGGCAACCUUGAUGAUUCAGAUCUAUAUGAUGGCAGUUUACCAAAAGGAGGCGGCGAUGGUAGUGGCAACAAUGAACGAAAGGGCCCAAGUCCAAAUAAUGGUCAAGACGCUGAGGCUUCUCAGGGAGCAAUAGCUGGAAUUGUAAGUGCGGUGGUUGCUACUGUAAUUGGAGCAGUAUCUAGUUUCAUUGCUUACCAGAAGAAGAAACUCUGUUUCAAACAAAGCGCAGAUGAAGAGAAUGUGAAUAUGGAAAGCCAUCGGGGAGCGCAAUCUGAGCCACCUGGUAAGAGAAGAAUCUAG
This is a messenger RNA of Fulmarus glacialis (Northern fulmar), 452 nucleotides long. RefSeq names its product CD99 molecule (gene CD99). The transcript has 8 exons. NCBI's taxonomy places the organism in Eukaryota, Metazoa, Chordata, Aves, Procellariiformes, Procellariidae. Gene Ontology annotation, biological process: homotypic cell-cell adhesion; T cell extravasation; positive regulation of neutrophil extravasation. The annotation marks the transcript as partial. The record is from RefSeq and is a predicted model, not a curated record.